Molecule: messenger RNA, 1225 nt
Organism: Cucurbita maxima (winter squash)
Lineage: Eukaryota; Viridiplantae; Streptophyta; Magnoliopsida; Cucurbitales; Cucurbitaceae
Product: dof zinc finger protein DOF3.4-like
Exons: 1
Coding region: 113-871 (252 amino acids)
Biological process (GO): regulation of DNA-templated transcription
Molecular function (GO): DNA-binding transcription factor activity; DNA binding
Source: RefSeq, a predicted model, not a curated record
CCUCCCCCCAUUCCCAUUUCACCAUCUUCUGUCUCUUUCUAGAGAGAGAGAGAAGCUGAGAGAGUUCUGAACUCUGAACUCUGUCUGACCCAUUCCCAUUCAUUCACUCCCAAUGCCGUCGGAAUCAGCCAACAGAAGCAGUAGGCCCCAACACAGCAUGGCCUUCCCUCCCCCGCCCCAAUCCGACCCUCUCCCCUGCCCUCGCUGCGACUCCCUCAACACCAAGUUCUGUUACUACAACAACUACAACCUCUCCCAGCCCCGCCACUUCUGCAAGUCCUGCCGCCGCUACUGGACCCACGGUGGCACUCUCCGCGACGUCCCCGUCGGAGGCGGCUCCCGCAAGAACUCCAAGCGCUCUCGCUAUCACAACAUCAACAACACCAACACUUCCUCCUCUGUAUCUGUCUCUGUCUCCUCCACCUCUGUUUCAUCUUCCACCUCUGCUUCCUCCUCCUCUGCUUCUCUUCUCCCCGCUCCCACCCUCAACAAUGACAUCAAUGUCGUUGAUGUUAAUCUCAACGACACCAUGCCCGCCCCUGGCUCCUUCACUUCUUUGCUCAGCUCCCAAGCCUCCGGAUUCCUGGCUCUUGGCGGAUACGCCUCCGCCUCCGGGUCGGGUCAUGCCCCUGCAACUUUCGACGAUAUGGGGUUCGCUCUUGGCAGGGGAUUGUGGGGUACUACGACUUGCACUUACCCUGAAGUUGGGGAUCUCGUCGGAAGCUACUCCGCCGCUGUGGCUCCGGAGACGUCUUCUUACAACACGUGGCAAAUGAAUGCCAGCGACGGCGGCAACGGCGGAGUUGUCGACGGUGAUUUGCUGGGUUGGCCAGACCUUGCCAUUUCCAUGCAAGGCAAGAGCUUGAAGUAAUAUAGUAUAACGACACACAACAACAACAACAAUUUCAAUGCUUUGCGUCGUGUUCCAAAAUCAAAUGCUCUCUAAUUUCCAUCAUUUUUUCUGUUUCUUUCUUCUUAGUGGCUUUCUGGAUCUUACCUUCCUUAUUCAAUUUCUGGGUUUUUCUUAUUUUCUGCCGGUAAAUGUUUGUUGGGUAUAGAUAGUACAAUAUAGACUGAUAGGAUACAGCCAAAAAGACGAAGACUUGGUCUGAUAUUGAGAGCAUAGGCCUUAUGGGUGGAACGGUGUCUCUGUCAUUAUUAGGCCGCCUUUUUUUUUUCUUUCCUUUUUCUUGGGGUUUUGUCAACUAUGUCUGAAGGAACAGAG